UUCCUUUGUUUAAUCGUAAUUCAAAAUUCAAAAUUUGUUUUUUUUUUCAAAAAGAGAAAAUUCAUCUUUCAUCUUAUGAAAUGUGUGCGGGAAUCAUAAAUUCCAAAUUACAAAAUUUUGGAACCAGCAAGUGUCAAGGAGCGAGAUUGAAAUUUUAUAAACCCUAUGGAUACGUGCAGCCUCCUCCUGCCGCCACCCACCAGGCGCCAUUGAUGAUCUUCCCUCCAUUUUUAUCCACAAUUUAAAUCUGAGUCUCUCUCUUAUACUCUGUCACUGGCUCAUCGCAUUUAAUUCCUAUGAAGCUCUGAUGGAGAAGAAAGACGAUCGCUUCUUUAAAACCCUCAUUCUCUCCCCUUUCCGUUACACCAAGACCCGCCACAUCCGCAUCGCCGAUAUUCUCGUUGAUGAAGAAGAGGGAUCCGAAACCGACGGCUACGAUAGCGUCGGAGACUGCAAUAUGGAUGGCAUCGGAGACCUCCCGACGGACGACAGAUUGAUGGCUUUACAGUGUUCCACCCCGCGCCGUAUUAUUUCCCGAUGGCUGUCGUCUCUGAGACGAUCCAACAGAAGGCGAACCGACGUCGUACGGAGCCAGAAGAUAUUCAAAGAGGUCGCGAAAAGGGAAACCGGUGACGAGUCAACGCACACCGCCUGUUCGACGCAUGGAUUGAAGCAGUCAGGACAGUUUGUAAAAGAUAAAUGCUCAUUCAAUUUGGGCGUUGCGUGCGGUUUGAUAUAUCUGAUUGUCGCCAGUAAAAAUGAGCUUACAAAGAUGGUGGAGCUGCGGACACAGAUGGAGCUGCUUCUUCAAAACGCAAAAGAGGGAUUGCAAAGAAAGAACGCGCCUUUUGACGCCAAACCGUUGGAGUUGAAUGAGAUGAAUAUUGCUUCUUCCACCACUGAUUUCCAUCAAGCUUCGAGCUCGAGCUCCGGUAGCCAGUUUUCGCUUCAAUCUGGUGUUGUCCGUGAUGUGUGCUCGGAAUAUAUUAGAAAUGAAGAAGGAGAAGGAGAGAGAGAUGAAUGCGUGGCAGGAAUGGAUCAACUUGAGGCGGAGCUUGAAGCCGAGUUAGAACGGUUGCAGCUCCAAUUGGAUUCGGAAAAUGAUUCAUCCAAUUUUGAAUACCCUCAGCAGAGGCUAAAGGCUUCUAGAGACUCUGCUCUUGUAAUUGACUGUGAUGAAGCAGAACCGCCGGAUUAUGCUGAAAUGCCCUGUGACUAUGGAGUUCCGGCACCUGAACUUGAGAGGAGGUUGCAUCAAGUGUUGGAAGCGAGACAGGAAGAACGGAUAAAAGAACUUGAAGUUGCUUUAGAGUACACGAAGCGCAAGCUUCACGAGAAAGAAAUAGAGGUUUCAUGGUGGAAAGAAACUGCAACUGCAGCACUUGUAUCACACCAUGUUCCAGACCCUUCAGCGUCGAUUGCUUCCCAGCACGAUCCCGAAAGUACUUUCCACUCGUUUAGAAGAAAAGCCAAGAAAGUUAAAACCACUUGGAAUCCCAGGCGGAUGCUGGAGCCUCCGAGACGUACCCCCCAGCAAGCUGGUACCAUUCGCAAGAAUUGUCAUCAAGGGCCGUCCAUGCAAGAUGGGUUUGCAGAGGGUAAGGACCUCGUUGUGACAGUUAUGGCAUCCAUGGGAGAAGACCAGAUUUGUGCUCUCAAGGACAUUCGGGUUCAUGCCUCCUCUCUACUUGCUCUACCUUAGUAACAUCUGCCCUCCAUUUUAGCAGUAGCUGCAGCCUGCAAGUCAUGUAAUUGGAAGUCGAUGGACAUCAUGAGCCCGCAUGAUGUUGGGCUUUUGACACAAUUAGAGUAUGCCUAAUGUUCUGUUUGUUUAUUUAUAACUAACUGAUUUUUUUUUUUUUUUUUGGGUUUUGGGGUUGAUGAUAGUGGCAGUGGGAAUCUGGGACUUCGGUGGGCAUGCGUGCUAAUUUUGUAUUGAGAGGCGAGCUAAAUAUACUUUCCCGUUA
This is a messenger RNA of Prunus mume (Japanese apricot), 1967 nucleotides long. Lineage: Eukaryota; Viridiplantae; Streptophyta; Magnoliopsida; Rosales; Rosaceae. The record is from RefSeq and is a predicted model, not a curated record.